CUGGGGCCGGGCUCUUGGAGGACCGGCUUAGCCGCGGGGUCCCUUUGCGCCACUCCCGCGGUGUUUUUUUCCGAGGCUUGGGUUUGCCCCGCGCGUGUUUGUGGAGAGCGGAAACAGCGGACGGGUUAGUCUCCUGGAGAAGAGGCCUAAUCCUCGUCCGCCAUGUCCGGGGGCUUCGUGCUGCAGCCGCGGGACGGCGGACCCCGAGUGGCCCUGGCGCCCGGGGAGACGGUGAUUGGCCGCGGGCCUCUGCUGGGAAUAACAGACAAGAGAGUAUCCAGAAGACAUGCCAUUCUUGAGUUGGCAGGUGGUCAGCUGCGAAUCAAACCGGUACACACAAAUCCAUGUUUUUAUCAGUCUUCAGAGAAGAGUCAGCUCAUACCAUUGAAGACAAAUCUAUGGUGCUAUUUGAAUCCUGGAGAUAGUUUUUCUUUGUUAGUUGACAGAUACAUUUUCCGCAUUCUCUCUAUAUCCUCUGAAGUGGAAAUGGAAUGUACCUUAAGAAAUAGUCAAAUGCUUGAUGAAGAUAAUGUAUUGAAUGAAACGCCAAAAUCCUCCGUUAUUAAUUUACCUCAUGAGACUACUGGUGCCUCACAACCAGAAGGAAGUGCAGAAAUAGCCAAGACCCAAAUGACUACUACAAAUAGUGUGUCUUUCCUAGGUGAAUGCAGAGACUUCAGUAAGCAGCAGCCAAUCCUUGCCGAGAGGAAAAGAAUCCUUCCAGCUUGGAUGUUAGAACAUUUAAGUGAUCAAAACCUUUCAGUACCAGCAAUCGGUGGAGGUAAUGUAACUCAGGGAAGUGGAAAAGAAGAAGUCUGCAAAGAUAACACCCAAGCAAACAUAACACAGCAAGGAAGAAGGCAAUUAAUUUCUGCAGGAAGUUCAGAAAAUACAUCAGCAGAACAAGACACAGGAGAAAAGUGCAAAAAUGCUGAUACGGAAGAGUCUGUCAUUUCAACCAAGGAAAUGCCACAAUCAUUUUCCGCAGUCACAUUAAGUAACGCAGAGAUGAAUAAUAUUAAGACUAAUAAACAGAGAAAUAAACUUCCAACAGAGGAACUUGGUAAAGUUUCUAAACGUAAAAUUGCCGCCAAAAGAAAACCACAUAAAGAAGAUGAUGCAGUGAGCUGUUUUGAGAAUUGUUUGAGUGCCCAAGGAGAGUCAUUUCUGGAUGAGUCUCAAGGGGCUCAUCCUGAGUCCAGCUCUAAUCCCUCCAAUUCAGUUCUACAAGGUUCUGUAGAAAACAAGGUCAAGAGGACAUCCUGCAUGUAUGGGGCAAACUGCUAUAGGAAGAAUCCUGUUCAUUUUCAAUGUUUUAGUCAUCCUGGCGAUAGUGAUUAUGGAGGUGUACAAAUCGUGGGCCAAGAUGAGACUGAUGACCGGCCUGAAUGUCCCUACGGACCAUCCUGUUAUAGGAAGAAUCCCCAGCACAAGAUAGAAUACAGACAUAGUAUACUUCCAAUGAGAAAUGUUUUAGAUGAAGAUAAUGAUAAUGUUGAGGAACGCAAUGAGUAUGACCUGAAUGACCGCUUUCUAGAUGAUGAGGAAGAAGACUAUGAGCCAACAGAUGAAGAUUCUGACUGGGAACCAGGAAAAGAAGAUGAAGAGAAGGAAGACAUGGAAGAGCUUUUUAAAGAAGCAGAAAAGUUUAUGAAAAGAAAAAAAUAACUCAUUUCUGUAGUCAUACGUACCUUACAUGUACUUCUUCUUUGUGGGAAAACACUUAUGAACUAAGGAGGUACUUAAGUGACAGUAAUUUUCCUUCUUUUGAUAAUGACUUUUACUACUGACCCUUUACAAAUGAGACAUUGAAAUGUCAGCCUUCAGUAUAGUGGAUGGAAUUUAUUUUGUUGCCUUGCCUUUUUUUUUUCCUACUUAAAGCAUAUGGAAAUAGGAAGACAGAGAAGGUAGAGUAAAAAUGAAUAUUUUUAAUGUGCUUUGUAUAUUGGUAAUAAAAAGUAAAAGCCAUAGAUUGUACAAAACUUUUGUUGUUUUAAAAUUUUUUCCAGAUACUAUCUUUAUGGAGUACUCUGCAAGUAUAACCAGGCAAAUUACAUGAAAACAUACGUCUUUCAUUGUUACUAAAGUAAUUCU
Molecule: messenger RNA, 2094 nt
Organism: Saimiri boliviensis boliviensis (Bolivian squirrel monkey)
Lineage: Eukaryota; Metazoa; Chordata; Mammalia; Primates; Cebidae
Gene: APLF
Product: aprataxin and PNKP like factor
Biological process (GO): double-strand break repair
Cellular component (GO): site of double-strand break; nucleus
Molecular function (GO): 3'-5' exonuclease activity; protein binding; DNA-(apurinic or apyrimidinic site) endonuclease activity
Source: RefSeq, a predicted model, not a curated record